This is a messenger RNA of Anopheles cruzii, 2367 nucleotides long. RefSeq lists its product as uncharacterized. NCBI's taxonomy places the organism in Eukaryota, Metazoa, Arthropoda, Insecta, Diptera, Culicidae. The transcript has 6 exons. Bases 57 to 1973 code for a protein of 638 amino acids. The record is from RefSeq and is a predicted model, not a curated record.
GCCGUAAGUGGUUGUGUGGUGCUGUAAGCUAUAGCUUGCUCAGUAAAACGAAUAAUAUGAAUAACGUUACAUCUUCUGAAACGGAUAUAUCACCGGAUGGUAGCAUUAGUAAUGGUGCAGAUGCCAUCACGCGUUCAGAAGAAAUAGUUGGGCCAAUCGAGGAGUCAGUUGAAUCAACGAAAGAGAUCAGUGAAUGCUCUGCGGCAACGUCACGCAUGUAUAUGAAUGUAAACGAAAAGUCCAUAUCCAUUCACUCGUCUGACAGCGAAUCCCAUAGGACAGCUAGCAGCGGCAGGUCCGUGCAAGAUUCGAUCGAGAAUCCAUCGCUGCAUUUCACCAUCGAAGAUUUGGUGCAGCUAACUCUGCACGAAUCCCGGGACGCGAACACCAACAAAGCAAGCAGCUAUGCAGAACACAAAAAUAUGCUAGCAGCGGGCGCAGUGUCCGCUGCCGGCACUUAUGCACGCAACAGUUACGGCGCAACCGAUGGACCUUAUCUCGUUGGGGAUGAUAGUUCGAUGAAUUGUUCCACACUGUCAGCGAUCAUUAAGGCCAUCAAAGACUCGACGGAAUCGAUCAAUCGCACCAUUAGCGAGAAAAUGCGCGAUAAUGAAUCACUAAGCCGCCCACGGAGUGCUGUCAGCAGCAGUAACAGUCUACCUACGGCCCCGCGCUUCCACAGUCUGGGAGCAAACAGCCCCUCACCUUCGGUGCACACGGCACAGAGUACAUUCCACCGCUCGUACAGCCCAGGCGUCGUAUCGGAUAUGGUACGCGAAAUUCGGGAAAAUUCGCGCGUCCGCGAAGAGGCGCUAAUGGCUCAGAUGCGAACCAUAAUGGAGGAACGUUCAUGGACACAAAACGAAACUCUAAAGCGUCUCGCUCGUGACGUGGAGGACCUGAAGCGAGGCUUUCAAUCAUUGUGCGCCGACGUGGAGAUCCUUAAGACAGGCUUGGACAACGCACGUUCCGAAGUGACGGGCCUAAACUACCAAACGACCUACCUCCAAAACCAACUAUUGGCCCAUGCUGCGGCCACACUCAACAGUAUCACUAACUGUACUAGUACCAACUUCGGACAAAAAAAUCAACCAGUCAACGGUGGCGGUGGAGGGAACGGUAACAGCGUCCGACGGGAAGAUCACUUCCAACCACAAUUCCGCAGAUCAGCAGAUACCAUCGCAAUUCAGCAGCUAACAUCCUUGAGUCCGGCACCGGGCCGUCAUGCCGUGCACGAACUCAGCCGACCAAUGGUAUACGAGAUAGUACACAACGGAGGUAGCGCCCAUCUUAAUCCACUUCCAUUGCGUAGCGUUGGGUUGACGGUGCGCGAUGAUUUGCCCACCGAGCCGGAGAAUCCGAUCGACGACGGUCACCCAGUCAUCGGUGGUAGUAUUAGUGGUGGUGGCGGCAACGUUAAUAGCAUCAGGCGGGAAGAUCACUUGCCACCACAGUUUCACCACAAGGUAUCAUCGUUGAGUCCGGCCCCCGGCCAUCAUGCCUUUUGUAAUACCGCGCACGAAUUCAGACCACCAAUGAGUUACGAGAUGGUAAAUAACGGGAGUACCAUCUACCAAAAUCCACUUCCAUUGCGUAGCAGUGUGGUGACGGUACGCGAAGAUAUGCCAACCGACCCGAGUCAGGAUCCGAGUGAUGGUGGCAAAAUUCCCUUGCGCCACCACCAAUUGCAAACACCAAUCCACGUUCAGCCAAAGUACGAGGAACAUACGGCAACACUGAUGCACCUCGUUAGCACGCCCCAAUGUGAAAUAGACCGGAUUGGUCUUAGCCAGGUGGCGAACAAUUACAACUCGUCAAUGCCGAGUAAUAGUUUGGCUGCUACCAACCAAGACACGAUGACAUUCGUCAUGCUUCCUCCGUCUACUGGUCCGACUAGCGGUCAGAGUCCAGCUUUACCGAGGGACAACACCACUUACGUUUCGUUACUUACCGGACCGGUAACCGAUCUGUAGCGCGGUAGCCAGUGAUGCAGUGCAGGGUCGGUGCGGUGAGUACCGUUGUUGCCGUUAUAUGCGUAGUGGUGCAUAGAAGUGCUUUUCGUCGUUGUAUUAGACAAUAUUCCAUCGGUUCCGAUGCUGGAAUGGCUCGUUCGCAUCGUUCGAUCGAAUUCCUUUUCUCCUUUUUUUACGUUUUCUCUCCAAUCGAAGACUCACAUUCCUACUUGUGCACCGCGAAGAAUCUGAAUAUUUACUAUACUUAUCAUUGAGUGAUUUGUGAUUAUCAGGGUUACCGUAUUUAGCGUAGCUUUUGGAGCAUACUAGAGAACCCUCGGAAAUCCAAUCAAACGGGUGCAACCUUAACACUACCAUGAGAUGCCUUAAUAAAUUUGAUACAUUGCAUACAUAA